Molecule: messenger RNA, 2073 nt
Organism: Monoraphidium neglectum
Lineage: Eukaryota; Viridiplantae; Chlorophyta; Chlorophyceae; Sphaeropleales; Selenastraceae
Product: Protein P80
Exons: 11
Coding region: 1-2073 (690 amino acids)
Biological process (GO): copper ion transmembrane transport
Cellular component (GO): membrane
Molecular function (GO): copper ion transmembrane transporter activity
Source: RefSeq, a predicted model, not a curated record
AUGGCCCUGUGCAAGGCGAUGAGCUUCAUGCCGGCGUGCUCGGUGCACGAGGCGUGCACCGCGGCGGCGCCCUUUGACGACGCGCCGCUGUCGGUCAACUGGACCUCCCAGAUCAGCCCCGACCCCAAAGCCUGCAGCCCCAUCAGCCUGGUGGCCACCGUGUGCACAAUGGACACCGGCAUGACUAACAUGGCGGGAUGCCAGAAGCACUACAAGCCGAUGUGCCGUGCCAAGGGCAGUGUGGUUGAGCAGUGCCGCGAGAACCAAGGCGUGGCGGAGCUGCCGACCACGACGACCAUCAACGAUGCGGUCAAGCAGCUGUGCACGGCCAACCGGUCCCGCCCCGGCUGCGCGGCCUGCCUGCCGUCCUUCGACGCCGCCAAGACUUACGGCAGCUGCGACCUGCUGGGCACCUGGGGCGGCAUCUGCGCCGCAGAGCCCACGGUGCCCCAGUGCGCCAAGGCCGCGGCUCUCUGCGCCAAGGGCAAGGCAUGGUAUUUUUGCAGCGGCUCAACACCAGAGGCUUUUGCUGAAGCAGCAGCGGCAUCAGCAGUCAACUGCUAUGAGACACCAAAGGACCCCAGCUGCGCGGCAUUCACGCUUCCGAGGGCGGAAGCUGUGGCUGACCUCAACUCACUCUGCAGCGCCAUGCACUUCAUGACGGGCUGCUCCCUGUACAAGGCCUGUAACGCCACGUCCCGCCCCAACGUGGGGGCCGACCCGACGAUCUGCGACCCAUUCCAGCAGCUCGCCACCGUCUGCGGCCGCGACAAGGGCAUGGGCGGCAUGUCGGGCUGCAGGGCGCACUAUGCUGGGCUGUGCGCCAACGGCAGCGCGGUGCGCUCCAUAUGCGAGGAGAUGGACAUGGACGGCUGCGAAAGGUGCACCCCGGCGUGGCAGCAGGGCAAGACGUGGGGGGGACCAAACUGCGACCCAUUCGCAGUCUACGGCUGGCUCUGCGUGCAGAUGCCGGACAUGUGGCAGUGCAUGGGCCCCGGCCGCUGGGACGAGAUCUGCCGCAAAGACCCCACCCUGUACGUGUGCGUGGGCAACGCGCCCGCCCUCACUGACAAGGGCUGGUGGCGCCCGUCCUCGGGGGGCGGCGGCGACGGACCCGCGCCCGCGCCGGCGCCGACGCCGGCGCCACCGCCAGUGCCAAGCGGCGGCGGUGGCAACGAGCCUUACAAGCCGGGCCCCACCAUGAAGAUGUACUUCUUCAACCAGCUGCCCUUCUGGCUGCUGUUCAAGGAGUGGACGCCCGCCACCAGGGGGGAGCUGGCGGGCGCCUGGUUUGCCAUCUUCUUCCUCGGGAUCUUCUACGAGCUCGUGCAGACCGUGAAGUUCAGGGUGGAGGCCGCAUGGAUGGCCGCAGACGCGAAGCAGGCAGAGCUCGCGGCGGCGGCCGGCGACGACGACGGCGGCGGCCCCGCCGCGGGCUGCCCCUGCGACGAGGCGUCCGACGUUGUGGCCGUCCGGAUUCCGAUCUCCAGCAGCGGCCGCGUCAUGGGGGACGUGCUGAUGAGCAGCGGCGGCAGCGUUACCGGCCGGGGCGGCUCCGGGGGCGGCCAGGCGCCGCAGGCCGGCAGCUGCUGCGGCGGGCCGGGCGGCGGUGGCGGCGGGCUGCAGCCUGUCGGGGAGGGCGUGGAGGGCGGCGGCGGGGGCGGCUGCUGCAGCAGCUCCCGGCCCCAGCCGGCGGAGAUCUCUGCGCUGAAGGUCCCCCUCGCGCCCGACGGCCUCAAGGGCGGCGCGCUCUCCUCUCAUCACCACCACGCCCACCACGCCAAGCGCCGUGGCGCCGGCGCCGCGGGCGCGGCGGCGUCGGCGUGGCUGGCGCGGCAGCGGCGGCCGGGCGGCGCGCUGGACGCGUCGCUGCUGGGGCGCGACGCGGCGCGCUGCGUGAUGACGUUUGCGACGACCGCGCUGUCGUACCUGCUGAUGCUGGCGGCCAUGUCCUUCCACAUCGGAAUAUUCUUCGCCGUGUGCAGCGGCAUCGCCGUGGGCUCGGCGAUUUUCGGGCGCUACCGCUCGUUCUACGCGGUCGCGCACCACAACAGGGACCCCUGCGGCUGCUGA